ACUCCAGGCCCCUCCGCUGCUAUGGCGAAAGCGGGCAGGAAGGGAUGCAGCUGCCCGGGCUUCCUGAGGAAAAACUGGCUGCUGCUCAGCACGGUGGCCGCCGUGCUGCUGGGUAUUGGAGUUGGCAUGCUGGUACGGGAAUACGGCAAGCUGUCUAACUUGGAUAAAUUCUACUUUUCCUUUCCUGGGGAGGUGCUGAUGAGAAUGCUCAAACUCAUCAUUCUGCCAUUAAUCAUAUCAAGUAUGAUCACAGGUGUUGCUGCUUUGGAUUCCAGUGUUUCUGGGAAGAUUGGUUUGCGAGCAGUCAUAUAUUAUUUCUGCACUACAGUCAUUGCUGUAAUACUAGGGAUUGUCUUAGUUGUGACUAUUAAACCUGGAGUGCCUCAAACAGCAGAUGAGAUUGACAGAGUGGGCAGCACCCCAGAAGUCAGUACUGUUGAUGCCAUGCUGGAUCUGAUCAGGAAUAUGUUCCCAGAAAACCUUGUCCAAGCCUGUUUUCAACAGUAUAAAACCAAACGUGAAAAAGUGGAAGCUACAACUGUUGUGGAUAAAAAUAGCUCCAUAUUAACAGAAGAAUCUGUUACAUCUGCUACGACACCAGAGGUUUCAGAGAACAAAACCCAAGAAUACAAGAUCGUGGGCUCGUAUUCUGAUGGCAUCAAUGUGCUUGGGUUGAUCGUCUUUUGUCUUGUUUUUGGAAUGGUUAUUGGGAAAAUGGGAGAGAAAGGCCAAGUGCUUGUGGAUUUUUUCAAUGCACUGAAUGAAGCUACAAUGAGAAUAGUUCAGAUAAUUAUGUGGUAUAUGCCAAUCGGUAUUGUGUUUUUAAUUGCUGGGAAGAUAAUAGAAGUUGAGGACUGGGAAAUCUUUCGUAAACUGGGUCUUUAUAUGGCUACAGUGUUAAGUGGCCUUGCAAUCCAUUCCACUGUAAUUCUGCCACUGAUCUACUUAAUAAUAGUAAGGAAAAAUCCUUUUCGUUUUGCCAUGGGGAUGGCUCAGGCACUUCUGACAGCCCUCAUGAUUUCUUCCAGUUCAGCAACUUUGCCUGUCACCUUCCGCUGUGCAGAAGAAAAAAACUUCAUUGAUAAAAGAAUUACCAGGUUUGUACUUCCAGUUGGAGCUACCAUCAACAUGGAUGGCACAGCUCUCUACGAAGCAGUAGCAGCUGUAUUUAUUGCACAACUGAAUGACUUGGAACUGGAUAUUGGCCAAAUAGUUACCAUUAGUGUCACAGCUACAGCAGCCAGCAUUGGAGCUGCUGGUGUCCCCCAAGCUGGACUAGUCACCAUGGUGAUUGUACUGAGUGCUGUUGGCCUGCCAGCCGAAGAUGUUACUCUGAUCAUUGCAGUUGACUGGCUUCUGGAUCGAUUCAGAACAAUGGUUAAUGUCUUGGGAGAUGCCUUUGGUACAGGGAUAGUGGAGAAGCUCUCUAAAAAGGAGCUGGAGCAGAUGGAUGUCAAUUCUGAAGUUAAUAUAGUCAACCCUUUUGCCUUGGAAACAACAACACUUGAUAAUGAUGAAACAGAGACCAAGAAAUCGUAUGUCAAUGGAGGCUUUGCUGUGGAUAAGUCUGACACCAUAUCCUUCACGCAGACAUCUCAGUUCUAAAGCCAGUAAGUAGCUUUCAGAUGAAACAGGAGCACUAAAGGACAUGGCCAUAUGCAUUCUUAAAAAGUUAAAGGGUAACUGAAAAUGAAUUACAUCUCACAUAUAUUUGAUUUACUGCA
Molecule: messenger RNA, 1724 nt
Organism: Anas platyrhynchos (mallard)
Lineage: Eukaryota; Metazoa; Chordata; Aves; Anseriformes; Anatidae
Gene: SLC1A1
Product: solute carrier family 1 member 1
Biological process (GO): L-glutamate transmembrane transport
Cellular component (GO): plasma membrane
Molecular function (GO): L-glutamate transmembrane transporter activity; L-cysteine transmembrane transporter activity; glutamate:sodium symporter activity
Source: RefSeq, marked provisional